Triticum turgidum subsp. durum (durum wheat) is the source of this 459-nucleotide messenger RNA. The record is from the annotation of a GenBank genome assembly. NCBI's taxonomy places the organism in Eukaryota, Viridiplantae, Streptophyta, Magnoliopsida, Poales, Poaceae.
AUGCGUGGACAUGGUCGUUGUCGCCGCGGGCGUCGUCGACCCAGCCCCGCGCCGGGGGGAGAGCAGCAGAAGCCUAGAGGUGGUUGUCAUCGCUGCUCAUGGCUGCCGGCAAAGGCCACUCCUCCUCUCUCGCCGCCGAGGUUGUCGUCAUCACACGGGUGGGGUGCGGCCGCGCCGCUGGGGUUGAGCGGGCUGCAUCUCAGGUGGGUGGGGGUUGGGGUGAGAGCGGCGCACCACGCCAGGAGGGUGGUGCGGUGCUAUCGCACCGCGGUGUUGCGCCAAUCGGCAGCCGCUGCCCUCUUCCCCGGCCGCCGCACAUCGACCCCCAUGCAUCGCGCGUCCCCCGGAGCCCACCAUGCCACGCACGCACCCCUCGCCGGAGAUCUUCUCGGGUUCCUCGCGCUGCCGCCGCAGUUCGCCGGGGGAGUUGCCGACGAGAGAGAGAUGCAGAGGGAAUGA